This is a messenger RNA of Brassica oleracea var. oleracea, 568 nucleotides long. RefSeq names its product gibberellin-regulated protein 9. Lineage: Eukaryota; Viridiplantae; Streptophyta; Magnoliopsida; Brassicales; Brassicaceae. Bases 50 to 412 code for a protein of 120 amino acids. The transcript is spliced from 4 exons. The record is from RefSeq and is a predicted model, not a curated record.
AGAACCAUCCACAGCUUCUAUUUUCACAAACUACUUCAAAACCGACAAGAUGGAGAAGAUGAAAGUGGUGGCUUUUGUUAUGCUCAUCUCUCUUAUUCUGCUUUCUCAGGUACUUGCAGAUCUAUCUUCAUCCAGCAACGCUGAAACCUCCUCUGUUACUCAGAUUCAGACGAACGAGGAGAACCAAGUGGAGGCAUUUAAGAGGACAUACCAUCAUCGUCCACCAUUCAAUUGUGGGUAUGCGUGCGCGAGGAGAUGCAGAGAGACGUCGAGGAAGAAAGUGUGUUACAGAGCUUGUGGAAGUUGCUGCGCCAAGUGCCAGUGCGUGCCGCCCGGAACCUCAGGCAACACAGCAUCAUGUCCUUGCUACGCUAAUCUCCGUACUCACGGCAAUAAGCUCAAGUGUCCUUGAGUCUAAAAAAACCGCUAUGUUACUUGCCCUGAUCAUCUAUACUAUGUUGUUGCUUCUUUAGUAUCUUGUGUGAGCUUAUUUCCCAUUAUGUUAUUAUCAUUAUUCAGAACAUUGUAUCAAAAUUCCGAAUAAUAAGAUGAGUGAUUUUAUUGUUAA